Molecule: messenger RNA, 1729 nt
Organism: Asparagus officinalis (garden asparagus)
Lineage: Eukaryota; Viridiplantae; Streptophyta; Magnoliopsida; Asparagales; Asparagaceae
Product: RNA pseudouridine synthase 6, chloroplastic
Exons: 9
Coding region: 34-1533 (499 amino acids)
Biological process (GO): pseudouridine synthesis
Molecular function (GO): RNA binding; pseudouridine synthase activity
Source: RefSeq, a predicted model, not a curated record
GCAAAAAUCUCAGAGAGCGUGGGGGAGAGAGAGAUGCCGAGGCCUUCUUCAUCUCUUGCUUCCCUCUUGCUCUCCAACUCCCUGCUUCCAUCUCUUUGUCGAGCAUCAUCAGCUCAAAAAUCCUUAAAAGCUGCAUCUUUUAUUCCCUCUUCUGCUCUCUCCACUAAUUCUCAUGUCAAAACUCGUCGCUUUAACAAGGAUCUCUGCCGGGUUUCGAAGACUAAGGAGAUUAAAGCUUCUACUCCUCUCUCUUCGAAGCUGAAGGAGGUGGAAGUUCCCAAAGAUUCUUCCAGUGGGUACCCUGAAUAUGAUCGCUUGCUUCCAAGUACCUUACAACAUAGUCCAUAUCGGGUUGAACAUCUUGUAGUUUCUGAGGGGGGAAUUGUUCUUGACUACAUUUGUAAAGCUUUGCGUCUUCCUCCUCUGUAUGUUGCAGAUCUGGUCCGCUUUGGAGCUGUGCAUUAUGCAUUGGUGUGCCCGAAGCCACCACCGAGUGCGAGUCCUGAAGAAGUUCAAAUUUACAGAGAAUUUACACAGCCAGCAGUUCUUCGGAAGAGACCAUCCAUCAAAGGUAAAACUUUGAGGGAAGCGCAGAAGACAUUUAGGAUAACAGAUGUAAACGAGUUUGUUGAAACUGGCACUUAUCUUCGUGUGCAUGUGCACCCGAAACGUUUUCCAAGGUGUUACGAAGUUGACUGGAAGUCCAGAAUCAUUGCAGUCACUGAUUUAUAUGUGGUCCUUGAUAAACCAGCUGCGAUUUCAGUAGGAGGAACAACGGAUAACAUUGAGGAAUGCUGUGCAACAUUUGCUUCUCGUGCCCUGGGACCAGAAACUCCUUUGUGGACAACCCAUCAGAUAGAUAACUGUACUGAAGGAUGUGUGGUAUUUGCCAGAAACAAGGAUUUCUGCCCUGCUUUUCAUGGAAUGAUUAGGGACAAAGAGGUGAAAAAGCUCUAUCUUGCUCUUGCUGCUGCUCCUGUGCCAGUUGGAAUAAUUUCUCACUACAUGCGCCCAGUUAAUCGUGCUCCGAGAAUAGUUUCUGAAGCAUUUCUAGAUCCUAUUGAUAGUUGGCAUCUCUGUCAACUAGAGGUGCUAGAAUGCAAGGAGGUCCCAUGGCCAAAUGCUAAUACUGACAAGAACUACAAUAUUGAUGACUGUGGAUGGCCUUUGAAAACCUCUGCAUAUGAAUGUCGAAUCAAUCUCAUAACAGGAAAAACUCAUCAGAUACGAGCACAAUUUGCUGCCAUUGGUGCACCAAUUGUCGGUGAUUCAAUAUACACACCAGCAGCCAUGGCACAAAUUGAGAAUCCUCAUAUCAAUCCAGUUGGCGCUAGCAAAAGAGAGUAUACAAGUGAAGAGGAUAAAGAAAAAGCUAUUGAAGAAUGGGUUUCUUGUCAUGGAAAAGAACCAAACACCGCUAUCGGUCUCCAAGCUUCUCAAAUAUCAUGGGAUGGUGGCAAGGUUUGUUAUGAGGCGGGAACUCCAUGGUGGAGGCAAAGAACAGAUGGAACUAGUUCAGCAGAAAGCUUAUGAGUUUUUCAGUUGAGAUGCUGUUGUUUGUUAAUUGUUAUAGAUUUUGUUUAUGACCUUGAAUGUUAGGUGUUUAUUAUCUGAUUUCUUUUUGUUUUCUUUGGUGGUCAAGUUUUGCUAGAGGAAGUUAAUUCAUUUGUUAUGUUUUUUACAUCUCAAGAGAUGUUAUCUAUAAAAAGGAAUUCUUUGUUUGUCAAAA